Messenger RNA from Symbiodinium necroappetens, 171 nucleotides. The record is from the annotation of a GenBank genome assembly. Lineage: Eukaryota; Dinophyceae; Suessiales; Symbiodiniaceae.
GAGAGCAUCGAGCAGGCAACUAGGCUCCUUACGCGGCUUCGCAUGGUGGACGAGGUGAACAAGAUGAUGGACAAGACCAUGGAGGAAACCGCCUUGCCUCCCCUGGAAGCAGCGAUACAGACCGCCCACAGCCACUUCUUCGUGGAGGAGGAGUCCCUUCAGAGCUUCCCC